This is a messenger RNA of Argiope bruennichi, 3061 nucleotides long. RefSeq lists its product as uncharacterized. The record is from RefSeq and is a predicted model, not a curated record. The transcript has a single exon. NCBI's taxonomy places the organism in Eukaryota, Metazoa, Arthropoda, Arachnida, Araneae, Araneidae. Bases 956 to 3061 code for a protein of 701 amino acids. Gene Ontology annotation, molecular function: RNA-DNA hybrid ribonuclease activity; nucleic acid binding.
CCUAUUAUUUUGUCAUAUAAAGAUAAUGAUAUCGUUUAUCCUGAAAAACCAAGAAAAUAUAUUUUUGAUAGAGCAAACUGGGCUCUCUUUUCACAAAUGGCUUUUAUUACUCAGGAUAUGGUGGACAUGGAAAAUAUAGACGAUGCUAUCCAAAUCAUUACACAAAAAAUUUUGACAGCAGCUGAUACGGCAAUUCCAAAGUCAUCUGGGAAGAUACCAAAACUUUGGAAGCCAUGGUGGAAUGACGAUUGCAAAAUUGCUGAGAAGAAACAAGCCAAAGCCUGGAACAGGUUUCGACGUUAUCCUACUACGGACAAUUUUAUCGUUUUUAAACAAGCUAAAGCAUAUGCUAGAUUAAUCAGACGGAGAAGUCAGAGAAAUACGUGGAUGACAUUUGUUAAUUCUAUAAAGGGACGGAUUAGCUCCAAGCUAUUAUGGGACAAAGUCAGAAAGAUGUCUGGCCUUUUUAAAAAUGAAGUUCCUUUGACAUUUUUAAAUUCAAAUGGACAACUUAUUACAGACAUUAAGGCAAUAGCUAACACAUUGGGUGAGGCAUUCUCCAAAGUGUCUAGUGAAGCAGCUUACCCCAAGGAUUUUAUAUCUUACAAAUUAAAUGAAGAAAGAAUUUAUUUAGAUUUUAAUACAAACUCUAACGAGGAAUAUAAUUCAGACUUUAGUUUUAUAGAACUAAAAAGAGCAUUGCAAAAAUCUCGGGCUACUUCUCCUGGUCCUGAUAAUAUUCAUCUCUAUAUGAUCAACAAUCUUAAUGAACAAUCUUUAAAAAACAUCCUGCAACUAUAUAAUAGAAUCUGGCACAAAAACUGUUUUCCUAAUUCGUGGAGAAAAGCAAUAGUAAUUCCGAUCGCUAAACCAGGGAAAGACACCAAGGAUCCAAACAACUACCGGCCCAUAGCACUUACUUGUUGUUUGUGCAAAAUUUUGGAGAGAAUGGUAAAUGGUAAAAUUAAUAUAUAUUCUAGAAAGAAAGAAUUGGUUAUCUCCUUUUCAGAGCGGUUUCCGUCGAGGCAGAAGCACUUUGGACAACAUUUUACAAUUGGAAACAUCAAUCAGAGAGGCUUUUGUAAGCAAGAAACAUUUAGUUUCGAUAAUGUUUGAUAUGGAAAAGGCUUACGAUAGAACUUGGAGAUAUGGUAUAUUGCGGGACAUAUAUAAAAUCGGCCUCCGUGGGAAUUUACCAUUUUUUAUCGAAAACUUUUUAAGAACAAGGAAUUUUCAAGUUCGAUUGGGCAAUAUUCUGUCCGACAGUUUUCAUCAAGACGAAGGCGUUCCUCAGGGAAGCGUCCCAAGUGUAAUUUUAUUUAUCAUAAAAAUCAAUAAUAUUAUAAAAAAUCUUCCGUCAGGCGUUAAUGGCUCCUUAUAUGUUGAUGACUUCCAGAUACAUUGUUCAAGUGAAGACAUGGGUAUCAUAAGGGAAAAGCUCCAAGAAGCGAUUAAUAAUAUUUGUGAAUGGGGGAAAAUUAACGGCUUUACUAUCUCUUCUCAAAAAUCUGCAGCAAUUCACUUCUGCAGAAGACGAGGAUUGCACCCAGAUCCGAAACUUAAAUUAAAUAACCAACUAAUUCCCUUUGUUUCUGAAAUAAAAUUUUUAGGUAUGAUUCUUGAUUCAAAACUUACUUUUAACGCACACAUUGAUUAUCUGAAAAGGAAAUGCACCCUUUCCAUGAAUAUAAUGAAAAUACUCUCCAACUUAUGGUACGGGGCAGAAAGCAGCUCUUUACUCAAGAUCUAUAGAGCAUUAAUACGCUCAAAACUUGAUUAUGGUAGUGCUAUAUAUGGAUCUGCUUCGAAAUCUACAUUACGACCCCUCGAUACUAUACAUAAUCAGAGUCUCCGAUUGUCAAUAGGUGCAUUUAGAACUUCCCCAGUUUUGAGUUUGUAUGUUGUUUGCAACGAGCCUUCUUUAGAACAUAGACGUAACAUGUUAGCACUUAAUUUGUUUUUAAGAAUAAAAAGUGACGAUUCUCAUCCAUUACAUUAUAAAGUCAUAAAUCCUAUCUAUAGUUCAUUAUUCGCAUUGAGAUCUUCAUUCAUUCCCACUUUUGGUUUCAGGAUCGGGCAAAUUCUCAAAGAUCUAGGAAUAGAUGACUUCCCAGUCCUUAAUAAAUCGGACGAAAUUCCUCCAUGGAAAAAUACAAUUAUUAAUUUUAUUGAUACGUUUGAAAAAUGGCGUAAGCCGACAACAUUAAAUUUCAUUUAUCAGUCCAUUUUUAACGCUCACAGACAACAAUUUUUUAAUUAUGAAGCUAUUUUUACAGAUGGAUCCAAAGCUGGUAACAAUGUGGGCGCGGCUGUAAUGCUAAGGCAUGAGAUAUUCUCAGAAAGAUUGCACAGAUUCUGCUCCGUUUUCACAUCGGAAAUUUAUGCUAUAUACAGGGCUUUGAUAAAAAUAGCAGAAAAUAAUCAUAAAAGAAAUAUUUUAUACACAGACUCCAAAAGCGCAAUCGAAGCUCUCAAAAAUGUUUCACCUUCAAGUCACCCAAUAGUAGUGAAAUGUAUAGAAUAUUACCUAUAUUUAUCAGAGAAGGGUAUACAGAUAAUAUUUUGUUGGAUUCCUGGGCACUCAGGAAUUCAGGGAAAUGAAACAGUAGAUAAUGCUGCAAGAAGAUGUACAGCAUUAAUUGAAAAUUUUGUUCCUUUAAAUGAUGCUUUGCAAGCUAUAAAAAAUCAGCUUGCGAAAAAAUGGCAAAAUGUUUGGGACCAGCAAGAUAAAAAUAAGCUAUAUGAAGUUCAGCCCUUGGCAAGAUCUACAAAAAAUAAUAAUUUAAGCCGAAGGCAAUCAAUUCUAUUAAAUCGUCUUAAAAUCGGACACACCAGAUUGACACACAAACAUCUUCUCAAUUCAGAACCAGCGCCUACAUGCUCCUCCUGUCAUUGUCUUUUAACCAUUAAGCAUAUUCUGGUGCAAUACCCUAGUUUUAAUACAUGUAGACGAAACCAUUUUGGUAAAAAUAACAUUGAAUUAAAAGACUUGCUGGGAGAUAAUUCCCAUCCAAAUUUGUUUCUGUUUUUACAUGACAUAGGAAUUGAUAAGCUCCUUUGA